AAAAGUUCUUGUUUUAUGAAAGAUUAAUCAUAAUCAACAUACCAUGAUACUCUUAACACUAGACUAUAACAAAUGACAGGUAAAAUCAUUUGAGUUCCCAUUUAGGGCCAUGGAUUUAGGUGAAUGUUCCGAGAGUCGCAGAAUAAGUGCUUUUGAAGGAGCAGAAGAGGAAUCAGAAGGCAAUGGUGAAAAAAUGGAGGAAAAUCAAGCUUUGAUUAAUAGAGUGGCAGGUAAGAUGGGUACAAUGCACAACAGCAUCUUCAAACAAAGGAAGAUUUAUGUGGAUGUCGGUAAGGACAUUUUGGAAAGCCUUAGUACACUGGAGUGGGCUUUAAACAACUGGGUCCUCCUGAAUGGAGACUCCAUUGUUCUCCUUCAUGUCUAUGCCCCUGCUACCUCUAUCUCAACACCAUUGGGAAAGCUUCGGGAGAGUGAAGUGGGGCAGGAUAACUUAGAUGCCUUUAGGAAGGAUGAAAUAGCAAGGGUGGAUGCAAUCUUGGAGAAAUACAUCAUCUUUUGUUCUAAUUUUAAGAUUAAGGCAGAGGCCUUGAAAUUUGACAAGGGAGAAGCUCACAAAGUCAUAGUAGGACUGAUCUCAGAACUACAUAUAAGAAAGCUUGUGAUAGGAACAUCAUCCUGCAGUAUCAUAUCAAGGAAAAUGAAGCGGACAGGAGACAAAGCAGAUUAUGUCCAGAAGCAUGCCCCUGAUUUAUGCAAGUUAUACAUUGUAUGCAAAGGGAAGCUAGUGUAUUUGAAAGGACAUGAUGACCCAGGAAAUCAGGAAGCAUUGUUCACUUCCAAGGCUUGCAGUAGAAUUGCUGGAUUUGAAGGAAUUCCUGAGCGACAUGUUAAUAUAUCUCCAUGCAUAGAUUCAGAAGAUAUAAGUGAAGAUAUUGAAAGAUAUUUUGAGUCACUAGUAGAAAAAAAUCCAGAUUAUAAUUCCAUGUGUGAGUCUACAUCUACAGAGAAUAACGAAGCAUCAGGAGUCAUGGAAAUUAUAAGCCCUGAGCCACAUGAAUUUCAGGAUCAGAGCAUGGGACCUGCUAUGGACUCUGAAAAUUUAAAAAUGAGGAUAAGUCAAGCCUUGGAAGAGGCCAAGAAUGCCAAAAAUACAGUACUUACAGAAGUUCAGAAAUGCAAAAAAGCAGAAUGGGCUACUCACAAGUCACUCGAAAAGGCUAACCGUUAUGAAGAUCUCUAUCACAAAGAAAUCAGACAAAAGGAAGAAACAAGGGAGCUCCUCAGGACAUCCAGACAACAAGUGCUAGAAAUUUCAAGACAAAGAGAUGAAGCAAUUGAAGAGCUAAUAAUAACAAGACAAAGCCUAAGAAUACUUGGAAACCUAGCAAAUGAGGUUUCUGCCAAAAGGGAUCAUGCAUCUCAAGACCUACAAAAUGUUUUAGAAACUAUAAUCAAGCUCAAGCUACAAAUAUUUAAAAACGGAAAAGAGAGGGAUUCAACGCUAAGAGAACUGAAAACCCAUCAUAAUAGAGAUCAGUUCCAGCUAAAUGAUUAUCUCUACAGAGAAUACUCUUGCGAUGAUAGAGAUGCCAUUAUUCAUGCUCUUCAAUUAGAAGAUGAGGAAGAUGAGGAUUCUCAUCAAGCAAGUGAGGUCCCAGGCUUCUUCAUGUGUCCAAUCUUGCAGGAUGUCAUGCAGGAUCCCCAUAUUGCUGCAGAUGGAUUCAGCUAUGAGUUUGAAUCAAUCAAAGGAUGGAUUGAUAGUGGACAUGAUACUUCUCCAAUGACAAAUUUGAAACUCAGCCACAUGUUUCUCUUUCCUAACUAUUCUCUGCGUUCAGCUAUUAGACAUUGGCAGCAAAGAAGAAUAAUCUUUUCUAGCUUGGGAAGUAAAUGAAAAUUGAAAUUGCUUCAUCCAACCUUUGCAACAGUUUUCUAACCCUGGUUCUUUAUGGUUAUUUUAGAUGCAUGUAUAAAGGAAAUAAGUAAUUAGAAG
Cryptomeria japonica (Japanese cedar) is the source of this 1954-nucleotide messenger RNA. RefSeq names its product U-box domain-containing protein 33. Lineage: Eukaryota; Viridiplantae; Streptophyta; Pinopsida; Cupressales; Cupressaceae. Gene Ontology annotation, molecular function: ubiquitin-protein transferase activity. The record is from RefSeq and is a predicted model, not a curated record. The coding region runs from base 110 to 1855 and encodes 581 amino acids. The transcript is spliced from 8 exons. Gene Ontology annotation, biological process: protein ubiquitination.